AGCCUCUUCCUUUUAAAAUCCUCCCUCAAUGGAGCGCGCGAGCGUUCUUUUCAUUUCAUUUUCGCAUUCGAUUUUACGUUGAUUUUUUAAAAAGAAAAGCGUAAUUAAGAAAAAAAAUUGCAAGAAAAAGAGGUUUCGAGAUUUCUUACCAGAAAUUUUGAUGAUAAUGGGGUGGUUUUAGUUGUUGUAAUGGCGGAGAUCUGCUGCGGAAUGGUGAGCGAAGGCGAAGCAUCAGCUCCGUGCGAGCCAAGUUCACGUGCAGCCAGGAAACGUAGAAUGGAGAUUAGACGGAUAAAAUUCGUCACUGACGUGGCUCCAUCAGAGGCUGAGAACGGCCGGAAACGCCAGAAGCUCCAAAUUUACACAGCCUCAUUGUCUCUAGACUGUGAAAACGCUGUUGACAAUUCUGUAUCCGAUGAAGACGGGAAUAAACAAAAGGUAAAAGUUAAAAACGAAAGAUCGAAAACGAAAGGAGCGAUAGUGAAAAGUCACUCGAGCCCUGCCCUUUUGUCGCCUGUAACCGAUUCAGAGUUAUAUCCGAAAUUCGGCGUCGCUUCGGUUUGUGGAAGGCGAAGAGACAUGGAAGACGCCGUCGCUAUUCACCCGUCGUUUCAGCGCCAAGGCCAGUUCUCUGCGGCCACUGGGUUUCACUAUUUUGGCGUCUACGAUGGCCACGGUUGCUCUCACGUGGCGAUGAGAUGCAGAGAGCGGUUACAUGAGCUGGUGAAAGAAGAGUUGCAGGGUGAGGAGGAGGAAUGGAAAGGUGCGAUGGAGCGUAGCUUCACGCGCAUGGAUAAAGAAGUGAUCAAGUGGAACGAGAGCGUGGUUGGAGCUAAUUGCCGUUGCGAGUUACAGUCCCCCGAGUGCGAUGCUGUUGGAUCUACAGCCGUUGUCGCUAUCGUAACGCCUGAUAAGAUUAUUGUUGCUAACUGUGGUGAUUCUAGAGCUGUUCUGUGUCGUAACGGCAAGCCCGUUCCUUUAUCGUCUGAUCACAAGCCGGAUCGUCCGGAUGAGCUGAACCGGAUCCAAGCAGCAGGCGGUCGGGUCAUUUAUUGGGACGGCCCUCGGGUCCUCGGGGUUCUCGCAAUGUCUCGAGCCAUAGGUAAAAGUUUCGGAUUCAUUCUCUUACCCACUGGAGCACGAUUGCAUGAUUGCACCAUUUCCUUAUCGUACGCCGCUCACUUGAAAACAUUGUCUGCGAACACAGGCGAUAACUACUUGAAACCUUACGUGAGCUGUGAGCCGGAGGUUAUGAUCACGGACCGGGCGGCGGAGGAUGAUUGUUUGAUCCUUGCGAGCGACGGUUUAUGGGAUGUUGUGUCGAAUGAUACCGCGUGCGGGGUGGCGCGUAUGUGUUUGAGGGGGAAGGGUAAUCUGCACGCGCCGCCGUCUUCGCCGGCGGAAGGAGUGGAACGGGAGGCGGUUUUAGGAUCCACAAUGGGAGAGAUCUCGGACAAGGCGUGCACUGACGCGUCCAUGCUGCUGACAAAGCUAGCGCUGGCCAGGCAUAGUACAGACAACGUUAGCGUAGUCGUGGUGGAUCUAAGGCGAGCCACGUAGGCAUUCGGAGUUUCAAUCGUUUUCCCCUCUCUCUCUCUCUCUAUUCUGCUUUUCUUUUUGGCCUUUCUAGGGUCUAGUCUAUGGGGCAGUGAAAAGCUUAAGGUCCUUUUCCUAAUUGUAUUUUUAGCCCCUUUUUUGAAGGAGAAGAUUUUGGGAGGAAGGGGGAAAAUAUCGAGUUAUGAAAGAUAGUGGGGGAAAAAUGGGAUAUUAGAAACACAAAAUAUACCAAAAAAAAAAUGAAAAUGAGGCUGGCUUUUGUUGGUUGGUUCUUUUUCAAGAAAUGAAAAUCUUUUACCCGAAAUGAUAAUAGUUUUAUUUAUUCACAUCA
This is a messenger RNA of Theobroma cacao (cacao), 1888 nucleotides long. Lineage: Eukaryota; Viridiplantae; Streptophyta; Magnoliopsida; Malvales; Malvaceae. The record is from RefSeq and is a predicted model, not a curated record.